AUGAACGUACGGUGUAUUCCUAGCCAGUUCCUGACUACCGGCAUGGCGACCAAAGGAACAGCAGGCACCUAUCACACGACGACUGUCGAUGUCGCCAAGGGAGCCUACACCACGGUAUCACAUAUUGGCCGGAAAAGAAGUUAUGAUGACUUCUAUGGCGAGCGGCAAAAUCCAAAGGCCAUCCUUGCCAACGUCACGGAUAAAGCACGUCUCCCUCGUGCACCGGUUCAGGCAAAGUGUUUUGGGGCGUUGAAAGCCAGCGAAAUUCAAGAUCUUACCGACCAUGACCCAUCGGUAUAUUCUCAAAGGCACGGCCUGGCUUUAACACCAACCCCAACGUCUAACCCCUUGUUGGAUCUGUCCCAUCCUGUUUAUGGGUUACCCAGCCAGUUGGCCAAAAACCUUGCAUCCCUUGGUGUCAAAUCCAUAUAUCCGUGGCAAUCUGAUUGCCUUUUGCGAAGCGGAGCACUGUCCGGAGAGAAAAACCUGAUCUACACUGCUCCUACCGGAGGCGGCAAAUCCCUCGUUGCCGACAUCUUAAUGCUCAAGAAGGUGUCCUCUGGGGAAAAGGCGUUGCUCGUCCUCCCAUAUGUGUCUCUCGUACAGGAAAAGUUGCGCUGGUUGAGGAAGGUUGUGGAUGGUAUUACCAAGACGGCCGCCGCCGAUUCUUAUACUCAACAGCCCCCAUCCAUUUGGAGAAAGCAAGGGGAUGAAGACUCAAUCAGAGUGGUAGGUUUCUUUGGGGGUAGCAAGACUAAAGCUACGUGGGCGGAUAUAGAUAUCGCAGUUUGCACUAUUGAGAAGGUUAUGGCCACUAAAUGGAAUAUGAGUCCGAUGUCACUAAUACCACAACAGGCAAAUGGGCUUGUAAAUACCGCUAUCGAAGAUUGCUCUAUCGGAAAACUAGGAGUCGUCGUCAUGGAUGAACUACAUAUGCUUGAUGACGAAAGCCGAGGCUAUAUAUUGGAAUUAAUGGCCACGAAACUUCUCAGCCUGGAGCAUAGCGUGCAACUGAUUGGCAUGAGUGCUACCCUAAAUAAUACGGAGUUACUGGCAACAUGGUUAGAUAAUGCCAAGUUCUACGUUUCCAGAUAUCGUCCAGUUCCGGUUGAGGAGCACCUCGUGUUCGACAAUACUGUCUAUUCAGCGUCGACUUCGAGCGUAUUCUACAGGACAGCCACACAGCUCAACUCACAAACUCAAUGCGCCUCACCGGUAAGCCCUGAACCUUUAAGGUUAAUCAACGCCUCGCAAAUCAAGGAGUUUAGCAAUCCGGUAGUAAAUUCCGUUGUUUCUCUUGCAAAUGAGACAGCUAGGAUGGGAUAUGGGGCGCUGAUAUUUUGCAGCAGUCGAUCAGGUUGCGAGAAGGAUGCAGUACUCAUCAGUCAAGUUUUACCUAGGCCAGAUGAAGUUGAUGCAGAUGUUCUUGACAAGCGGAUAGAAUUGGUAAAUGACUUGAGAAGCACAAGCGCUGGAUUGGAUUAUACGUUGGAGAGAACCAUACCGGUUGGAGUUGCAUUUCAUCAUGCUGGUUUGACCAGCGAGGAACGCGACUUGAUUGCAGCAGCUUAUGACGAGGGAGCGAUCAAGGUUAUUGUGGCAACCUGUAGUUUGGCUGCCGGGAUAAACCUUCCAGCCAGAAGAGUAAUACUUCAUGGGGCGCGAAUGGGAAUCGAUUUUGUUGGGCCUUCUAUGCUGCGGCAAAUGAGAGGAAGAGCUGGGCGGAAAGGAAAAGACGAAAUUGGCGAAACAUAUCUUUGCUGCCAAAAAGGUGACCUCGAGGCCGUUGCCGAGCUUAUGGAAGCAGAUAUCCCGGUUGUCGAGAGCUGUUUAUUCCCCGAGAAACGAGGGAUCAAGAGGUAUUUCUCCUGCUCCGAAAUGAUGUGCUUUAAACCGCCUUUGAGUCCCGCUUACGUAGUUCAUAGAGCGUUGUUGGAGGUGAUUGCAACGAGACUAGCAACCAGCCGUGAUUCCAUCGACGAUUAUACGAAAAAGACGCUCUUAUACCACUCGAUAGACCAUGGUGAGCUUGCAGCCAUGACUAGAUUAGCUUUGGACGAUCUUUUAGAGAUAGACCUCAUUAAGGGGACCGAUGACUCUGUAUACGAAGCCACCCUCCUAGGCCAGGCUAUCGUGGCAUCGGCCCUAACACCAGAAGACGGUCUAUUUGUCCACAGGGAAUUAUCAAGAGCUUUACGAGGGUUUGUUCUGGACGGCGAAAUGCAUGCGUUCUACACCUUCACGCCUGUCCAUGCCCUGUCGUCUAAUAUCAACUGGCGGGUCUUCCGCACGGAGAUGGAACGCCUUGGUGAGAGCAACAUGAGGGUCCUGGAUUUUGUGGGCCUGAAGCCUAUGAUGAUUAACAAGAUGGCACAUGGCGGUACCAUGAGGGAGACAACCGCGCAAGAAGUAGAAACUGCCCGGAUAUACAAGCGUUUCUACUCCGCAUUACAGCUUCGUGAUAUUUGCAAUGAGAUGCCUAUCCAUGCGGUGGCCCGCAAAUAUGAUCUGCCACGAGGGAUUGUGCAAAAUUUAGCCCAGGCAUGUCAUGGAUUUGCCGCUGGGAUGAUUAAGUUCUGCCAGCGGAUGGAAUGGGGAGGCCUCGCUGCCAUUCUUGACCACUACUCAGACAGACUUAAAGCUGGAGCUAGAUUAGAUCUACUUGCCUUGGCCGAGAUCACCUAUAUCAAAAGCCGGACGGCGCGGAUAUUCUGGGAGAAUGGAUAUAAGACCGUAGGUGCUGUGGCAGCCGCAGACCUAAAAGAGCUUCUCUCUGUUCUCUUAUUAGCUCAACCGAAGAAACCCCUAUUAGACUCAGCCAGUGAAGAGAAGUAUAUCCAAAAAUUACACAAGAAGGUAGAGAUCAUCUCACGAUCCGCAAAUAAACUCUGGGAGCGGCAGAUGCAGGAAGACCUUGAUGGGGAGGAGUGA
Venustampulla echinocandica is the source of this 2931-nucleotide messenger RNA. RefSeq lists its product as uncharacterized. NCBI's taxonomy places the organism in Eukaryota, Fungi, Ascomycota, Leotiomycetes, Helotiales, Pleuroascaceae. The transcript has 11 exons. The record is from RefSeq and is a predicted model, not a curated record. The coding region runs from base 1 to 2931 and encodes 976 amino acids. Gene Ontology annotation, molecular function: nucleic acid binding; ATP binding.